This is a messenger RNA of Rhincodon typus (whale shark), 2920 nucleotides long. Its product is annotated as T-cell immunoreceptor with Ig and ITIM domains-like. Gene Ontology annotation, molecular function: signaling receptor binding. The coding region runs from base 46 to 687 and encodes 213 amino acids. Gene Ontology annotation, cellular component: cell surface. The record is from RefSeq and is a predicted model, not a curated record. Gene Ontology annotation, biological process: negative regulation of interleukin-12 production; positive regulation of interleukin-10 production; negative regulation of T cell activation. The transcript has 4 exons. NCBI's taxonomy places the organism in Eukaryota, Metazoa, Chordata, Chondrichthyes, Orectolobiformes, Rhincodontidae.
GGCAUUUUGCUAUCAGAGCAACUCAAAGAUUCAUUCAGAAACAUCAUGAUAAAAACGGUUGUUGUCUACUUGCUGAUUGUGACUGGUGUGCAAACAAAGCAACUUUGCAAUAAUAGGAAUGUAACAGUUAUGGAGGGUCAGUCAGCUACGUUACGGUGUAACACUUCUGAAGAUGCAAAGAUAGCAUUAGUUGAAUGGAAGAAAUCCAGCAACAAAACAAGACUUGCCGUGUACAGUUCAAACAGUACAUAUUAUAAUGUUGAACGAAUAAAAAUGGAAGUCAAUCAUCAUUGUUCCACAAUCUCAAUUGAAGAAACUCUCAAAUCAGAUGAAGACUGGUAUUUUUGUAUAUUUCAGACCUUUCCAAAUGGAAAGCAAGAUUGCAAAAUAUAUUUGGAAGUAAAAGAAGAAGAGAAAUUCCAAGCCUCUUCCUAUCUAGUCAUUUACAUUGUCAUCAGUGUGGUUCUGGCAGUUCUAGUCAUUGGCAUGAUUCUCCUACUGAUACGCUAUGUUCAUCUGAGGAAGUCUAGAGUCAACAUUCCAAACCAAAUCAACAUUAUCCUGAAAAUCACAGAUGACACUGAUAACCAAGACAGCAAAUUACAGCUGAACAGGCCAAUGGUAACCAACAAUCAAUGUGAAGACACAGGCAUUGAUUAUAAUUAUAUGAGUGUCUCAUUGCAGUGAAAAUUUUCAGAUUCACCUGCAGACAAAGUAUUCACUGUUUUUGAGAAGGCUGGGUCAUUUUGUGCUUUUCCAUUGGUGAACCCAUGCACCAAAUAUUAGUGUAAGAAAAAAAAAUUAAGGAUAAGAUGCGAAUACUCAACACAUGUUGCUGUCAAUCAUACUUAGAUUUCCAAAGAUGCCAUUGUGUUUAAGAUAAUUCAUUGAUAUUGAAUUGCAUGUAAACUUUCAAAAUAUUCUGCAACAUUUGUAUAUUUUUGCAUAAAAAUCUGUUGUGAAAAUGAUCUGGUAUUUCUGGGUAAUUUCCAGACAUUGAUGCAAAUACUUAUUUGCCAGGGAAUCAUUUUAGCCAUAAAUGAUUUUGUUCAGGUAAAGUAUUAAAAAUAUAUACAGCAAUAUUCAAAUUAAACUUCUGAAGUCUUGCUUCAAACACAGGCAAAUGUGGAAAAAACUAAGACAUGAAAGCAUUGUACUAUGAUAUGAUUUACUUGUUUUGUUAAAAGAGGCUCAGUUACAUAGUUUUCAGUUUCUCACCUUGUCUCUAGAAGCCCUUUUCCUGGCCUGUCUCUAGGCUAGGACCGGAUUUGUUCAAUGUGAAUGCGGCAGUGUUAUUCUUCCGAAACAAUAAAAUCUGCCUCUGUCUCAACCCCCGUCCCACCCAAUAUACAAUGGCUUUUCCUUGAUAAGGAGAAGGCACAUUAAAGAUCACUGUGUGCUAGUAAUUUUGUGAUAUGUUUUGCUUUAUUAUCAAUUUAGUCUGCAAACAGUUUACAUGUCUAAUUCUUGACAAAGUUUUCUGUACCUUUCUUAAUGUACUGAAAGGGACUGUUGUGAAAGAGAAAUCCAGGCCUCCAAGAAUUCUUAACCUGGUUCAGAUUUAAUUAUUAAACAAUUUCCUAGUCAGUGGAGUCCAGCAGUGGCAGCCUUUGAUAAACAAUUGCACAUCCGUUUUCAGAUGUGAGCAAGAAACUUCAGAUUUGUAUAAAGGAUUUGCAAGGAUGUUGCUGGGAGUGGCUGAAUAGGCUAAAGCUAUUUUCCCUGGAGUAUCAGAGGCUGAGGGGUGACCUUCCAUAGAAUCCCUACGUGUGGAAACAGGUCAUUCGGCCCAACAAGUCCACACCAACCCUCUGAAGAGUAUCCCACCCAGGCUCACCACCCCCCACUAACCUAUCCCUGUAACUCUGCAUUUCCCAUGGCUAAUCCAUGUAUCCUACACAUCCCUGGACACUAGGGGCAAUUUUAGCAUGGCCAAUCUACCUAACCUGCACAUCUUUGGACUGUGGGAGAAAUUGGGAGCACCCGGAGGAAACACAUGCAGACACGGGGAGAAUGUGCAUACACCACACAGACAGUCGCCCAAGGCUGGAAUUGAACCCGGAUCCCUGGCACUGUAAGGCAGCAGUGCUAACCACUGAGCCACCGUGAUGUUCUAAUAGAGGUUUAUAUAAAAUCAUGAGGAGCAUGGACAGGGUCAAUAGCCAGGUCAUUUUCUUAGGGAAGGGGAGUCCAAAACCCGAGGGAAUAGGUUUAAGAUGAGAAGGGAAAGAUUUAAAAGGAAUGUGAGGGGCAACUUUUGCAUGCAGAGGGUUGUGCGUGUAUGGAAUGAGCUGCCAGAGGAAGUUGUGGAGGCUGGUACAAUUACAACAUUUAAAAGGCAUCUGGAUGGGUAUAUGAAUAGGAAGGGUUUAGAGGGAUAUGGGUCAAAUGCUGGCAAAUGGGACUAUAUCAUUUUAGGGUAUCUAGUUAACAUGAAUGAGUUGGACCAAAGGGUCUGCUUCUAUGCUGUAUAACUCUAUGACUCUAUUCUUACUGUGUAGAAAACAAUAGCAUGGUUUUUGAAAAAGCUUUCAAUUGCUACAAGAAAGUACAUGAUGCAGACGUAUUAAACAAGUGUCAAAAUUUCUUCAGAUUUUCCAAUUGACCAUCACUGUAUUGUAUUUUUCAUCGCCUUAUAUUUGCAUAAGCCUGCUAAAGACUGACAAGGAAGCACAGUAUCCACCCUUCAGGACAGCUAAACUUAUCAUGCAUUUUAACUUGUUCUGGACAUUUUUGUGUGGCUUUUAAACUGGUAGUGAUUCAAAGUGAUCAAUUUAAAGGAGUGUAAAUGAUGCUCUUUGAUGAAAAUCAUGAAUUAAAUUUUAUGCAGUACUUAUUACUUUUUCAUAAUAGGCAAGAUUAUUGUAUUCAGCUAAUAUUGUGUAUAUUAAAACAUUUUAAUAGAAUUUUAGAUCAAAAA